UAGAAGGAAGAAGGGAGAGAAAGGAAAAGAAAAGAGAGCAAGAGAAAACAAAAGCAUCAAUGGACAGGAGCAACAGCAUCAGCAACCGGUUGAAGCACCGAAUAGCUCAAAUGCUUCUCAGCUCCUCCUGCAGCACCACCAAUAUAAUGAACAUCUCUGAUAAGAUCUCUCAGGAGCCUGACUUCCCCAUGAGCGACCUCCAUGUCCACCGCCGAGGUAAGCUCGACCAUCCUCCACAUCUCAUGGCCCCCGUCGUGCAGGUCUCCAUCGAUUGCAGCGGACGCAGGUCUUUUCACGACACCACCAGUCCAAACCUUCCCUCGACUCCAGAGGAGGAAAAGAGGAUUCAGAAGAAGGAGAAGAGAGCUGCAGAAUCUGGAGUUGUUUAUGAAACUGGAGUAGGGGAGGGGAGGAAGUGCCCUCCAGCUUCUCCUUCUCCUCCCUCCAAUGAUUACUACUACUCCCACUCCAAAGAGAGGAAGAAGGCAAUGGCUGCGAAGAAGGACAAGUUCGUAAGGGAGAAGCAGCAGAAGAAGAAGCCGCUGUCCGAUGGUUAUGGAUUUAGCGGCUCCUCUUCGAUCGGCUCCAACGAUGGAUUCGGCUUCUUCAGCAGCGAAGAAGGGGAGGAGGAAGAAGAAGAGGAAGAAGAGACGUGGACUCUCUUCUCAUCGAAGAGCUUCUCUUCGGACUCGUCGGAGUUCUACCACCGACGUCCCUCAUCCAAGAAGACGACCGAACGCAAGAAGUCCUCCCGGCGACCGCCGAGAAGAGGCGCAAGGUGCUUUGAGGAUAGUUGGGAUGAAGGCAGCAAGUUUCAGCCUUUAAUCCCCAUCUCUUCAAGGGAGAAGAAAAAGAAGGCACCGAAGGUGGCGGAGGCUCGGACUGGGUUUGCGGUGGUGAAGCAGUCGAGCAAUCCAUACGAGGAUUUCCGGAGUUCGAUGGUGGAGAUGAUGAUAGAAAGGCAAAUGAAGGAACCUGAGGACUUGGAGCAGCUGCUCCACUCCUACCUCUCCUUGAAUUCACCUUGCCAUCAUCCGGUCAUCCUCGAGGCUUUCGCCGAUAUAUGGGAAGCCAUCUUCCGCGAAUUAUGAUCCCUUACAUUUGCCAUGUAGCCACAGUGUUUUAAUUUGUUGUUGUCCUAGUGGCGUUGCUUUCGAACUGAAGUUUUUUUUGUUGGAAAUAUUGUUUCACGUUGUAGUGUUUUGAUCUGAAAUAUAUUCGCCAGGUUCAGUUCCUGUGUUCUUAUA
This is a messenger RNA of Phoenix dactylifera (date palm), 1247 nucleotides long. RefSeq lists its product as uncharacterized. Lineage: Eukaryota; Viridiplantae; Streptophyta; Magnoliopsida; Arecales; Arecaceae. Gene Ontology annotation, biological process: negative regulation of DNA-templated transcription. The record is from RefSeq and is a predicted model, not a curated record.